Molecule: messenger RNA, 1371 nt
Organism: Erinaceus europaeus (western European hedgehog)
Lineage: Eukaryota; Metazoa; Chordata; Mammalia; Eulipotyphla; Erinaceidae
Gene: CABS1
Product: calcium binding protein, spermatid associated 1
Exons: 2
Coding region: 45-1214 (389 amino acids)
Biological process (GO): spermatogenesis
Cellular component (GO): mitochondrial inner membrane; motile cilium
Molecular function (GO): calcium ion binding
Source: RefSeq, a predicted model, not a curated record
CCAGGAAAGACCUGUGUGAAGGGUGCCUGUUGUCAUUUUAUCCCAUGGCUGAAGAUGGCUUGCCAAAAACUCAUUCUCAUCAUCCAACAGAAAGCAGUAAAUCAGCAACUGAAGCAACCAUUUUCUUGGGGGCUGACAACACCCUUCCCAGAACAGAAACAACUAUUACUUCAGAAGGAGAUCACAUCACUUCAGUAAAUGAUUAUACACUAGAAAGUGAUUUUUCAGCUACCGCAGGGAACAAGCUUACAUCUCCAAAGGAAAGAAAAAGGUUAGAAGAUGAUACUGAGAACCGUAUUUUUAAAUCAACAGCCCAUCUGGAGAAAGAAAUCACCACUCUCACAGGCACUGCAAACUCCAUGUCUGAAAAUUUCAUUCCAGUGAAGAUAGAUAACAUCUCAACACCAGUUACUACUGUUUCAUUAAUAGAUUUUUCCAAUAGCCCAGCAAAAGAAGAUAUUCUCUUAGAUACCAUUGGCUCAGGGGACGAAGAUAUACUAAAAACUACUGAAAUUUCUGGCUCACUACAGGAAAUCACAGCCAAUGUGGCCGAUACUUUUGCCCUUCCAGAUAAAAAAAGUAAACCAGAUAUUAACUAUUCCUCAGUUGAAUCGACGAUUACUGCUGAUGCGGCUAUAGAGGUCAUUUGUUCCUCUAUUGCUGAAAGUGAAAAUAUUUCAGCUGCCGAAAAAAAGUUUACCACGAUUCCAGACAUAACCACACUCCCAGAAGAGAAAAUAACUGAAAUUGACCUAAUUCUUCCAGAGGAUGAUGACAAUGCAGUGCCUAAACUAACUGACUCAGAUGAGGAAAAGUUCAUUACUGUUUUUGAACUUACAACCACUGUUGAAAAGAACAAAGAUAAUACAGAAGACAUUCUGCUAACUGACGAAGAAUCUGUGGAUGGAGUCAAUGCUUGGAUAGAGAAAGAGUCUGCAAACGAAGCUGAGAACCACCCGGUUUUACUUACUGCUGUUGAAUCCAGAUACGAGUUUGUUAUCCCCACGUCAAAAGCUAUGAACUUCACAGGAGAUCCAUCUACUAGAAGAAGAAAUCUGUCAGAAAAUAAUAGGCAAGAAUCAGAAACUGACGCUGACCCAUUUUCAGCAACCAUACCUACUCUAGACACAACAAACCACAAGGAAGACGCUUUCACAACUGAAAUGGGGGUCUUUAAACUACUAAAAGAAGAUCCAGAUGAGCUCCUGAUUUGAAAGCAGCAGAGAGGUCUUAAUCACUGAUAAUGCAUUCUUAUGCUUUUGCUUAUCGAUUCCAGGACAUAAAUCUCCAUUCUUUUCUGACACAGACUGUUUAGAUGAGUCUGUUUUCACUUCGUCAAUUUUCUUCAAUAAAUCUUUUGACAGCAACUGA